Somion occarium is the source of this 2751-nucleotide messenger RNA. Lineage: Eukaryota; Fungi; Basidiomycota; Agaricomycetes; Polyporales; Cerrenaceae. The record is from the annotation of a GenBank genome assembly.
GUUGAAGCAGUUGUUCAAACGUUCGAGCAGCCGAUUGCUUGACUGAGCGUGGGAACUUUCUGUAUUUCUUUACCGCUUGGGAAGAGCGGUGGGAUGCUCUCACUGUCCUCUUCUCACUUCCCUCUAACUUCCAUCAGACGAACUGUCCGUGACGACACGAGGCCCCGAAUAUUAUCGUGCUUUAGGCCCCACGAGGUAUAGCCUUUCGGCGUCACUCAUACACGUUAUAAGCAGCGGUGCAUCCGUCAAUAUAAAAUGGCUCAUCGUGGCCGUAAGCGACCCUCUGCAGGUUCCUCACUGGCAGUAUCGCGACUCCCCGGAUCUUCUUGUGGCCUCACUGUCGCGGACUCUUUUUGGUUUCGUUCAUUCUCACCACGCAGUCACUGAUUGCGCCACACAGCAAUGAACCCGAUCCCGGUGAAUAUUCGUCAUAUGUUGCACGGUGAAGGGUCCCCCCAGAGUAUUUUGCAUGCCCUGGACGCAGGUUCACUAGCUGUGCCUGCGCCUAUUGGCGAAGUGGUUAACUAUGACCCUAAGGCAGAAGACGGCACGAAGGAGGAAGAAAUCGCUAAAGGUGAUACGGGAAGUGUCCUUGAGGUGAAGCAUAUCGACGAAGUAUAUGAUAUGUUCACUGGACAAUGGAGCGUGAAGUCUACGCCACCGUCCGCUGUUCAAUCCUCUACAAAAGAGGGCGGGAAGUACGAUGCGUACGCAUUCACGGUCAUCAGAAAAUUCCAGCCUACUACUAUGAGCCGCGAUAACAAGGCUACUUCCUACAAUGUCACAAAGCAGCUUGAGAUUCACAGUGACCACUUGAAGAGCAUUGGCCAAGAUGUAAUUGGACAUGUUCAGGGCAUAUCGUGGACUGCCAAACCGUUGCGGGUCGACCCUCAAGCUGUCCUCGGCUGGCUUCAGGAGUUGCAAGCUUAUGCUUCGAAACUCUCCGCAGAAGCGAUAGGUGCUCCUGAGGACUCACCCGUCCAUUUGAAGAUGGAACAUCUCAACCACUUCCUGAAUUAUCUGACAAACUCUUAUGAAUCUACGCUCACAACCCUAAGCUCGCUCACAAUUCAUGGUGAGAUCACAUUCGACUUGCUUUGGGCACUUUUUGUACCCAACAAGACCAUCCUUUACUUGCUCUGCCCAACGACCAACGAGCCACGCGCUGUACGUCUUGUUCAUGCCGAGAAGUGUCAAAAACCGGACCAACAUGGUGGCAUGAGCGCUGCUUAUGACCCUUCGGGGUUGACAGUGGGCGGGGAUGGCGGUAAUGAGUUCUCCAAGCUGAUGUGGCGCCUCGUUGUCGAGUACGUCGAGGUUGAUGUGGGCACACGGAAAGAGCCGGGCGUUGGUACCGUUGGGUUUGGUUACGCCGGUUUAGGCUCCGUGAUAGACAUUGCAGGGUUUGCCGGUGCAAAGAAGAUCUCAAGCUUGGGUGUGUUCCCUUUUGAGUAUUAUGCCGGUCCUGGCGGACCUGAAGGUCUAAAGAAGCGACUCAUUGAACGAGGAAAGAGAUGGACGAGCAUGGCUGGUGGUGUUCAUCAUCUUGCCUACCAGGGUAUUGCAUAUCAAUGGAAACGGAACGCCAUGGGAAGUGGCUCAUAUAUCAAGUGCAAUGUUAACUCUCGAGUGAUGAUAGACCGCAAAACAUUUUCGGAGACAGUUCCGAACUACGAGAAAUUUCCGAUUGUAACGAAGACGCUGUCAAAUGUAGACAUAGAUCGACACGUCCUUCGACUCAGCACUGGAACAUCUCAACAGGAAGAGAUUGUAGAAGCAAAAGACCUUACAGAUGAACAACUCAUGCUCACAACGCCUAUUCUAUACGGUUUCAGCUUGUCAGAUAAAAUAUGGCUCGAAUUUACAUCGGACUUCGUCCAACCGUUCGAAUGGAACAAUGAGGCGUACGCCAAUCUGGUGAUACCUGCCGAGCAGAAGUUGCUCCUCACGACUCUCGUAGAAGUUCACAACUCUAGUCCGGCCGCGAAGUUUGAUGAUUUCGUGGAAGGCAAGGGAUUGGGUUUAGUGAUCAACCUAUUUGGUAACCCGGGAACAGGCAAAAGUUUGACUGCUGAAGCCAUGAGUGAAUACCUCAAGAAACCGCUAUAUGUAGUUGGAGCUGGCGACCUGGGUACUUCUGCUGAUCGAGUUGACUCUGCUUUAAGUGUCAUUUUGAAGAUAUCGGCUACUUGGGGUGCCGUAGUACUGAUUGACGAAGCGGACGUCUUUUUGGAAGAGCGAUCUCUACAGUUCCUAGAGCGAAACGCUAUGGUUGCAGUUUUCCUGCGACAUCUUGAGUAGAUACUUCCGUGGCAUCCUUUUUCUGACCACCAAUCGUGUUCGUGUCUUCGAUGAGGCAUUCCAGUCUCGCAUUCACGUAUCGCUCCGCUACCAAGACCUCAAGCCAGAUGCCCGACGCCAGAUCUGGGUGGCAUUCCUUCAGAAAGCAAACGGAAACAUACCUAAUGGAGGUUUGAACGCUGAGGAACUGCGGCAUCUUGGCGAAAAGAAGAUCAACGGGCGGCAGAUUAAGAAUGUCGUUCGCACCGCUGGGGCCUUGGCUUAUGGGAAGAAUGAGAGAUUGGGCUAUAGUCAUCUGGUCCAAGUGUUGGACAUGAUGGACCAAUUCGAUGCAAGUCAAUCCAUGUACCAGUAGUUCUUUUGCUCUCCUGUAUCUCGGAUAAAUGUACAUAGAGUCUGCUAUACCAUUGAGAAUGAAACAUUAUUCGCUUUUAACCGCGACUUAAACGU